Messenger RNA from Protomyces lactucae-debilis, 1572 nucleotides. RefSeq names its product cytochrome P450. The transcript has a single exon. Bases 1 to 1572 code for a protein of 523 amino acids. The record is from RefSeq and is a predicted model, not a curated record. Gene Ontology annotation, molecular function: iron ion binding; heme binding; monooxygenase activity. NCBI's taxonomy places the organism in Eukaryota, Fungi, Ascomycota, Taphrinomycetes, Taphrinales, Protomycetaceae.
AUGCUUCAUAUCCUGCUUGUAUCCGCGCUCGCAGCCUAUGUCACCAAACAAGCCACAUCAUACUCACUCCUUCCUCUCAUCGCCGCCUUCUUCUUCCUAGGCGCCUUUAGCUACUACUUUGUCUGGCGCAUCCUCGUCUUUCCACGGUACAUCUCAAAGUUGCGCGCCAUUCCUGGUCCAGAGGGCCAUUGGUUCUUUGGCGAGAUGCGACAGAUCCUCAAAGAAGACACAGGUGUGCCGCAUCUACGCUGGAUCCAGGAUCACCCAGAAGCACCUCUCAUCCGCUAUACGGGACUCUUCCACCAAGAACGCAUUUUGCUCGUCUCUUCAAAAGCACACAUGCAUGUUCUUCAACAGGCAACAAGCUUCCCCAAGCCACCAGACAUUAGUGAAGGCUUGCGCAGAAUCUUGGGUGCCAAGGGCAUCUUGUUUAUGGAAGGCGAUGUCCACAAGCGGCAGCGAAAGCAAAUGAACCCAGCCUUUGCACACUCCCAUCUCCGUUCCAUUGUGCCCAUUUUCUUGGAAAAGGCCAAUAAUCUCAUCAAGCUCUGGCAAGCAGGCGGUGAGAUUGAAGUCCUGAGUGGUUUGUCACGCGCAACACUCGACAUUAUUGGUUCUGCUGGCUUUGGUUAUGAAAUCGACAGCUUGAUUGGGUCGAGCAAGAAUGCGCUGGCUGAUGCAUACAGUGACAUGUUUGAUACUAAAAAACAAAGUCGCAUGCUUGCCGUGCUCGUGUUUUAUGUUCCUUUUGUGCGCAAGAUUCCUGUUCGCAGGCAUCGCGAGGUCGAUGCAGACACGGCAGUCAUUGCACGCAUCUCGAAGGAACUCGUGCAGAACAAAGUACAGCGCGCACAGACAGGUCAAGAUGUCGGCAAUGAUAUCCUUGGAUUACUCGUGUCUGACAAUAUUCGCAAGGAGAAGCAAGGAGAUCCGGAAGAUCCACCCAUGACAGAAGAAGAAAUGUCAGAUCAGACCAUGACGUUGUUGGCUGCUGGACACGAGACGACGUCUGCCGGUACGACGUGGGCGUUGUUGGCCCUGGCCGAGCACCCUGAGGUACAGUCACGCUUACGACAAGAACUGCAAGAAGCAAGAGAUGCAAGUGAGGAGUGGACGUUUGAGCGUAUCGAGAGCUUGCGAUACAUGAAUAAUGUGGUCAAGGAAGUCUUACGCUUCUAUCCACCUGUUCCAAUGACGCGCAGACAAGCAAUGGAAGACGCUGUGAUUGAAGGCUAUUCUAUUCCAAAGGGCACCAACAUCUUCAUCUGUGCAGCAGCUAUCAAUAAGAACCCGCAUGUCUGGGGAUAUGAUGCACAUCUCUUCAAUCCUGAUCGCUACGAUAAUUUACCAGCUGCAGUGACGAACUACUCUACAGAGACAUUCCUGCACGGUACACGAAGCUGCAUUGGACAGCGAUUCGCAACGGUCGAGAUGAAGUGUCUGUUGAUGCGCAUCUUGCUGGCGUUUGAGGUGAAGACAAAGCCAGGAUAUGAAGUCAAGGUGCAAGCCAGCAUCACCAGUAGGCCCAAGGGAGGACUGCCGCUCAUCUUGACGCCCCUCGAGAAGGCAUAG